UUUUUCUUGAAUUUUCCUCAUAAUGUAUUAAGGAAACGCGUGCAGUCACCCAAAAACGAAUUCCUGCAUGUAGAGAACGCAAUUUCUAACCAAAAACAUGGGAAAACUGUGGAAAAACAGAGGAAAAUCAUUAAAAGGAGGCGUUUGAAGGCUGCUGGGUACAGAACCUGCAACCAACCGUUUAUUCAAACCUCGCGAGCUGUCAGUUCUACCAAGUUGUACCGUCACAACAAACAACAACAUUUCGUUCCACGUUCCUCUGCACGUAAAAACCUGAUAAAAAUGGGUAAAACCAGCAAGGAUAAGCGUGAUAUCUACUACCGGCUAGCUAAAGAGGAGGGCUGGCGUGCACGAAGCGCCUUCAAGCUGAUUCAUCUCGACGAAACGUACAACAUUCUCGAAGGUGUUACACGUGCCGUCGAUCUGUGUGCGGCCCCCGGGAGCUGGAGCCAGGUGCUGUCGAAGCGGCUGUACUUGUCUCGAGAGGAAAAGGACCGCGAUGAGGUGAAGAUUGUGGCGGUGGAUCUGCAGGCGAUGGGUCCCCUGCCCGGGAUUAUACAGCUGCGUGGAGACAUAACGCGGUUCAGUACGGCCGAGGCCAUCAUUUCGCACUUUGACGAAGGCCAAAAGGCACAGCUGGUGAUAUGCGACGGGGCACCGGAUGUUACGGGUCUGCACGACAUCGAUGAGUAUCUGCAGUCGCAGCUGCUGCUGGCUGCGCUGGGCAUCACGACGUUCGUCCUGGUGCCGGGUGGUACGUUUGUCGCUAAAAUCUUCCGCGGCAAGUGCACACACGCGCUGUACUCUCAGCUGCGCAUAUUCUUCGAUAAAGUGGACAUCGCCAAGCCCCAGAGUUCGCGUAAUUCGAGCAUCGAAGCGUUCGUCGUUUGCCGGGGUUACAAUCCACCCGAAGGCUACAUCCCACAGGAGAUCAAUCUGCUGCAGGACAGUGUGGCGGAGAUAGCUCGUAAAACGGAAUCGCCCGUCAAUCGACGCAUUCUUCCGUUUGUGGUGUGCGGCGAUUUACGCGAGUUCGAUUCCGACAUGUCGUACAGUUUGAAUAUUGAUCCAGAGAAAGAAUAUGAACAUAAGGAAGUGGUACAGAAACCGUUGACUCCAGCGUACAGCGAGGUUCUCGAGCGGAUGAAAACCACCUCGCUGAAGCACGGUAGCAUUAAGGUCGAGACGGGCAAGAAGAAGGAGGAUUAAACAAAAAACACCGAGUUUACCAUUUUCCUUGAUCCUUGAUAUGACGUACCGGUCAGCUAGUGUACGAUGUGGUUAAUUGUGGUUCGUAUCGAAACAGAUUUCAUUUCCAUUCCAUCCCGCUGGACGCUCGUGACAUCUAACGGUUUGAAACUAAUCAACCACGGCCAACGUUCACCACUGAUUGCUCACCGAUCGACUGGUUAAUCGUCGCCACCAGGCCCGAGGCCCAAUUACGUACGCAUGACCGAUGGAACCGAUUGAUAUGGGGCCGGGAUUAACACGAGCGCCCGCUACAGCCAGCCAGACAUGGUCGCGGGUCGGCAACCGAUGUCGUUUAAUGUCGUUCGGUGUUUAAUUGCUCACCAUUUACUCCUCGCGCGCCAUUUACAUACAUUUCACAUUACUAUCGGGGAGCUAAUGGGACGAAAUCAUAUUUGCAUAAUUGCCGUAAGGGAAGCAAAAAGCUCACUCAACUGGUGAUGUUUCCCAUGUUUUAAUUUAAUCGUCAGCAGUAAGGGUACCCUGAACCCCCCGCGCAGAGCUCAUAAGUAACCAAAUGAGGCGCUCCCGGGAACGAAGAUGAACCAUUUCCUUAUUGCAUCCUGUCCCGACGUUGACGUUGUAUCGUUUUUGUUUCAAGAUGAAAAGUGCGUGCGAAGCUGCCGUGAACCUGCCAUAAAGUACUUAUCUUAACACCGGAAUCGACCCCUCCCUUCUGAUUAGUACGGAAUAUGUGUGCUGUUAACUCAUUAUGGCUAUAACGACGAUGGCUACAGCAUUGAACCUAAAAUAAACCACUUCAUUGGAUGUAGCUGAGCAUGUCUAAAAGAUUGAUCAGACAGAUAAUAAUCCUUUUGAAAAUAAUGUGUAUGUUGUGGAUUUUAAUAAAGUGAAAAACAAGUGUGUAAUGAAA
This is a messenger RNA of Anopheles aquasalis, 2122 nucleotides long. RefSeq names its product tRNA methyltransferase 7-32 (gene Trm7-32). The record is from RefSeq and is a predicted model, not a curated record. NCBI's taxonomy places the organism in Eukaryota, Metazoa, Arthropoda, Insecta, Diptera, Culicidae. Gene Ontology annotation, biological process: tRNA methylation; cytoplasmic translation. Gene Ontology annotation, cellular component: cytoplasm. Gene Ontology annotation, molecular function: tRNA methyltransferase activity.